This is a messenger RNA of Caenorhabditis briggsae, 327 nucleotides long. NCBI's taxonomy places the organism in Eukaryota, Metazoa, Nematoda, Chromadorea, Rhabditida, Rhabditidae. The transcript has 3 exons. The record is from RefSeq and is a predicted model, not a curated record. The annotation marks the transcript as partial.
GGAAACUUUCACAACUAUGUAUGUUCGGUGAAUGGAACCUCUCCGGAUCCCAGGUACAAGAGAUUUAUAAAUUUUUCAAAAAAAUUGAGAAAUUGCGGAAUUCAAGUCACAAUGGCUCAAAUGUUCAUGUUUCAGAAAGACGAAAAUUCAUUUUUGGAUUAUAACAAAGAGAGGUCUCCAUAUUUCAAAUUCAGUGAAAUUUGCAUUACUGACUGGGAGAAAUUUUGGAAGAAAUUGCUGCAAUUCUCAUGCUCAUUGGCUGGUUAUUCUUCAUCCCAUCUGGCUUUUUAUUCGCACGAUUUGGCAAGAAAAGUUUUGAAAAUCUAA